GGUAAGUGGUUGAAACUAGCAAAAGGGACCCAUUUCGCGGACUCACCCUCGAGAGGACACCGCCCCCUCCUGUGCGUAAAGAGGCAGGACAGAGAGGACGCAGCGUGACGCGUCCUCUGCUGCUCACCUGGAACAGCGCAGGCGGCUGCAGAGAGACAGACAGACACGCAGACAGCCAACAGAGAGAGAGGAGGGCAGGCAGGUAGACUGCGCAGAGGAGCGGAGCCGGAAGAACGAGCAGGUCGACGUCUCCUGAUUGUAGCCUACUUUCUCCAAAGUGACUCCAGGCGGUUUUUAGGUCCAUACUCUGAGCGGUUUUUAUUUAUGAAAGUGAAGCGACAGCGGAGGAAACAUGACAGAACAAAGGAAGAAACUGAUCCUGGUCGUGGUGGAUGUUCUUUGUGUCUUUGUUGGUGAGUGACUCCCCUCUUGUUUUUUGUCUAUUUUUUAACAGUAUGGCUGUUUUACGCCAUAUGGAUGAUCUACUCUGCACUGAUCUGUGCUUUCAAAUAAAAAAACAUGACUCCAAAUGAAUUCAAAUCUUGCACAUGGACGUGAUUUAAAAACAAAUAUCCACUUGUUGCUUCUGUCUGCAGAUUAAUCAUUAAAUUAUUCUCCUGCAAAACCAAAGAAGCAUGUCAGACCUCCUACACGGGUAGUGAUUUUACACUCAGCAGUCCAAUGAAAGAUUGCAAGACAUCAUUACUCUCUAUCUUGUUCAAACAGGUCAAUCAGUGUUUCCCAAUAGUUAGUGAGAAGCCUGAGAUCACUGAGGUUAAGACAUGACACACACACUCCUCAGGUGUGACAGACAAUCUGAAUCCAUGAGGAGUGUUUUUAUAUCUGAUGUGUGGACGAGUGAGAGUAUUAUCUCUGUGUGUGUUCAUCUCCUGUGUCUCUUUUCUUCCAUGAAUAAUUUCCACGCUCUGCGCCUGCUUUCAUGCUUUCUGCGUAUUUUUCUUCCUGCACCCCUCUGGCCUUUUCUUUUUUAAACGCAGGGUUAGAGGGGAAGAGCAGAGACCAUGUCAAUGAAUCUCUCUCUGUGUGACAGUUUGAAUCCUGUUUUGGAAACUGAAGACCAGGUGUGUACGUGUGUGUGCGGUUGUGUUUGUAAGUGUAUAUGUGUGUGUGUAGAGAGAGAGAGAGGGAUAGAGAGGGGGGCUCUCUUGUGUGGAGAACUGUAAAGGGAACAAAUCUGCUUGUCCCAACUUGCUCUGGACUUCAGAGAGGACACAAAGCCAUUAAGAGAAUAGACAUCUUCCAGCUGUUUGUGUCACAUUUCUCUCACCACGAGGCCCACAGAGGUCGGAGUUUAGAUGAUGGAAGAAAGGAGGGCGUCUGUCGUGUUCAUCUAUCACAGAGUUUACUCUUGGUAGAGGGUUUAAGGGGUGAAAUACAAGGGUUAAACUGGAACCUGGCUGCCUACAAAUCUAUGCGUGUGAGUGUGUGUGAGUGUGUGUGCAUCCAGUCAUGGAUCCAUCUGGUGAGUGACAAGCAGGAAUGAUAAUGACCGUUCUGCUUUGCAGCCCACUCUGCUCUGAAAGACUAUGUCCAUGUGAGCGCACUUUAUAAAGAGUCCUUUAUCAACACAGGCCUUUUUUUUUAAGAGGUGAAACUCUUCAGUCGAGGGAGACAUCAGGAAAAGAAAUAGAAGAUCUUCAAUCAGGAGAGUUCAGGAGAUUUAUACCUGAAGUUGUGUACCAUACCAUUGUAAUUUAGGAAAACAGCUUUAUUUGGUCGAAUAAAGCUGUUUUCCUAAACUACAAGUGUUGCUGGAGCUCUUUCGACCUCUUUAAGACCCUUUUUCUCUAAGCACCUUGGUAGUUGGUGAAGCUGUGCCAGAAUUUUUAUCCUCAGUUUGUGUUUUUUUAACUGUAGAAUUUCCAAACCUGAUCCCACGAUAAAUUUUACAUGGCAAAAUUUUCCUGGUAGGAUAUCCCGGUGUAAAAUUUCCCCAAAAGACCAUCUUUCAGUGUCCCGUGAUGCUUUAGAUCAGUGGUUUUCAAGUCCAGUCCUGGAGGCCCACUGUCCUGCAUGUUUUGGAUGUUUCCCUGCUCCAACACACCUGAUUCAAAUGAUGAGCUCGUUAUGAAGCUCUAGAAUGGCUUAAUAACGAGCUCAUCAUUUGAAUAAGGUGUGUCGGAGCAGGGAGACAUCCAAAACAUGCGGGACAGGACUUGAAUUCAGUAAGAAUAUCCUCCGUUUUUUCCCUGGUAAAACGGGAGAGUCAAAUGUCUCCCCGCUCUGGACUUCUUGACGUUAAGCGUUUGUGAAAUCGUUGAUGAGAUGAUAAAUGACUCGUCAGAUAAGGAUUUCUUCAGCUGACUAAGAAUAAGUUCACGCACUUCAUCAUCUCUCAACUUCUGGGGUGUGAAAGUUUACGCGAUCGGCGUGAAACAACGCUUAGUCAUCGGCUUUUAAAAAGAGAAAACAGCGGUUGAAGAUUUGUGGUCUGCAUUCUUAUCAGUCACUUUUCCUGUCAGGACUUUCACUUAUGAAUGUAAUGAAUAGAAGCCAGCCCUGAUGAUGAACUUGAAUGCUGAAGUACACACCUGCUGAGCAUGAAUACAUCCAGUGAUAAAACACAAGGACAAGUGUUCAUGCUCAAGGAAAUUAAUGUUCGAGGUCAAAAUUAGACCUGCACAUAUCAGGUAGAAAAGAAGAAAGGUUAGAAAACACUAACUUAGGAAAUGCUUUGAAAACUAAUAGCAAAAGUACUGAAAGUAAAGUUUUAAGUUCCUGUGUAAAAUUCUGUGAACUAAAUCAUAGAGAGGAAGUGUGACUUUUACUAUAAACCACUGGUGGAGGUGUGGUGACAGACCACGUGUUUCACAGCAUGUUUUUCCACACUUUUCCACACGUUCCACAGCAAAGAUACUCAAAAAAGAGCAAACAAAGUCUUAUUCAAACCAGACAGAUUAUUGGAGAAGUCACAGAGGAGGAAACCACUUCCACUCUUUUUGGAGUUUCCUUUCUGUGACCCAAUUUUGGUUAGAAAAUCAUACGAUAUCAGACUUUGAUUUAAAGGAAGUCAAGUGGAGAAAGAAGAAGAAAAAUCGGUAACCCUUUCUUUCACGGUACACUUAUUACCAGGUAAUUAACAGGUAAUUACCUAGUAACAACAUUAAAUUAUCUGUAAUUACAUGAUAACUACUAAGUCAAUACUGUCUAGUUUUUCUUCUUUUCUUUUUUCUGUGCAGCUCCAUUUUCAAAAGCUAUUUGGGGUUCUUAUUUUCGAUGAUUGACACAUGAUACAGCCUAUGGGCGUGCGAAGAUUGCGUAGCGAUACGCUGUUUGAGCCGAGCGUUAUCACAGCGACUACCAGAUACCAGAGCAAUUCGGCUUCAAAUGUGUACGAUAAUGGAAGGUUACCUACCUGGUAGUGAGACAGUAUUGGCUUAGUAGUUAUCAUGAAAUUACCAGAUAAUUUCAUGUUGUAAUUACCUGUUAAUUACCUGGUAAUAAGUGUACCGUAAAAGAAAGGGUUCCUGAAAAAUCUGAUCCGAAUAAUACAAAGUCCCAAGGAAUGGUGAAUGAUGAAUGGAUUGAUUGUCUACCUUGUCAUGCUAAACUUGUGAGGUCUUUAUGAUCAUGUUACACCAUGAGGCCCAGGGUUCGAUUCCACCUUUUCUCAUUUAUAUUGUUCCCUGCUUACUCUCUGUUUCCUGCUCUGUCCAUAGUCACGUCCUCUCAAACUAAAAGCAAAAAAGCCAACCACACACCAAAAAUAGGUCAAAUCUCAAUCUUAUCUACAGCUUCUUCUGAUGGUUUGAUAACAAACGGUUAAUGGACUUAAUUGAAUGUUGACUUUUUAACUUGGUAUUUAGAAAGUCAAAGGAGUUUUUAUCGUGCUUGUUUCAUCCUUUGGCUCCUCUGGUGUUUGGUUAAAGAUCUUACUGAUAUAUCUGUAUCUGUAUCCAGUUCCCAUUCCCAGGUUAAGAUAACAGUCCUAUCAGAGUAAACUAAAGUCCUCGACUCUUCUUGUGUUUUAAUUUCCUUCUUUUUAUCGCGGUGUCUUCAUUUUUCUUCUCCCUUGGCUCUUAUUGUAUGUUUUUAUCUUGAUAACAGUAAUCUGUGAGCGCAGGGUAAACUAUCAUCAGGUAAGAGCCCCCUCAUUUAAAGAUGGGCUGAGUGUGUGUGUGUGCAUGUGUGUGCGUAUAUGUGUGUGUGUUUGAUAUGGCAGGAAUGUGCUGACCGUCCACAUUAUAAGUGAUCUGUGAUUCUGCUCAGUGUUUCAUUUCUGCCUCUUCCCCUCUGCAGUCAAACCUCCAUCCUGCCAUUAUUUGUUGCCAGAGCACACAGUAGAUACAACACAGCUUGCACACACACAGACACACACAUAUAUGCACGGUCACACACACUUAUCUGGCUUUGACCCAGCAGAAAAACUGUUGUUACCCCGUCCUGACAUUCAGGUUUCAGUUACAUGUAGCAUCUCUAAAUGUUUUGGUAAAACAGAUGAGCUUUUGAGAAAGUUACGCUCUCUUCAUUUUCGUCUCAUUUGUCACCGUCUCUUUAUUUUUAUAAAUGUUCUGAUCUCCGUCCAACUUUUCCAAAAGUAUUAUCAGUAUAAACACGGACAAAAUCAGGUUUUUAUUAAACUGAUGUGACUUUUUUUCACAGUUCCUUCCCUUCUUUGGGCUGCAACAAACUCCCACAUGAGUCUACAGAGUUCUCAUGUUAAAGUCUUUAAGCAAAUAUUUGUUCACCAUGACUCAGUCAUACGCAGGGAGCAACUUUCUGGAUUUUCUUGAACAACGAAAACUUUUGGAAUCCUGUUUUAGAAAUCCACCGAGCACCAGCAGGUUUGUCUGUGCGCUCUGUUUCAAAGACGCAACUGCUUCAUCUAGUGGUUUUACUUCCUGGUUACCUGGUCAAUCAAUCAAUCAAUCAAUCAAUCAACAGUUGUUAUCCCAAAAUGCUUCCCAAAGAAAAAGAGCAGGUCUAGACCACGCUCAUUGUUUGAUGAAUUAUCAUGACCCAACCUUAAGCGUCUUAGGAUGACGAUUAUUUUGAAUUGGUGCUAUAUAAAUAAAAUUUGAUUGAUUGAUUUGAUUGAUUGAUUGAUUGAUUGAAGGUGGGACUGAUUUGACCCAUCUCAUCUAACAUGAGUGACAGUGGCGAGGAAAAACUUCCUUUUACCAGGCAGAAACCUUGGGAAGGACCAGACUCAUGUUAGACAGCCACCAGGCCGCUGCUGGGUUGGGGAGAGAGAUAGGGGAGGUAAGAGAGAGAGGGAGGGAGGGAGGGAGAGAGAAAGAGAGAGAGAGAGAGAUAGAGAGAGAGAGAGAGAGAGAGAGAGACAGCAGCAACAUUAAAACAACUGCAACUACAACAACAACUCAUGCAAAGUUGUGGUUAAUCCUUGAGAUGGGAGCUCCUAUUGGCCCUUGGUUUGCUUCAGAAACUGUUGCCAUUGCUGGUCAUGGUUUGUAAAGCCUCAUUAUGUCUCUGCGUAUAGACUGUAUAACACAUAGAUGUCAUCUCAUUCUUUUGUUUCUGUAGCGGAGUGUUAAAGUCUAUUAACUGAAACUUUAGGUUCACCUAACAAGAGGCACAGAGUGGGAGUUAAGGCCUUUAGCGUCCUCGCUUACAGCUACUGUGUCAGUCAAGUCAGCAAUUCAUAUUCUUAUCUUUAAAACAAUUGAAUCAUUUUAGAAAUGAACUCCUAAACAGUGUGUGUGGAGAGAGAAAUGAGCUUUACCGACCCCAGACUGUAAACAUGUUUAAAUCACAUGUGGAAGUGUAGUUUUUAAUACUCCAGGAGGUUGCUGCAUCUGUUCCCAACAAAGUGAGUAAAUCAUGGGAAUCGUCCAAGUUUCUCUUUUGUGCACUAGAAGACAAAGAGGGCGUGACUUCUUUUCGUACUGUAUUUCUGUGAGACUGAAUUCAGCUGUUGCUGCGUUUAACUCAGGUCACUGGGAUAAUAUUUCACCAUAAAUGCUUUUAUGACCGUGGUUACUCCCUGUUUCUUUCAGAUCAGGCCCUUUGGUCCGCUCCGGGGUCAAAAGACAGUCUAAGGAUAACUGAGAUAAAUCAGACACACACACAGCAGCAGCAUAAAUAAAUCUGAUUUACGCUCAUGUUUCUUGUAAAUUGAUUUACUUUAGAUAUCAUUUCUAACUAAGAGGUGAAUUGACAGCUAACACCGGUCAUUCAGCAAGUUCAGCAGUCAGGGGAAUGACCUCUGAUGAUUUAAGGGACUCACUUCCACAUAUUCACUGUAAUAUCAGGAUGAAAAACUGUGGUUAUCCCCACUUUUACAGCUUUAACCCUGUCUAAGCUAGCUUUGAGGAACUACUCCGCCCCCCUUAAUCGUCUUUUCUGUUUUAAAGAAGCACAAAACACUUUGGAAACAUCAUGAGGAAGUUUGAAAUCUAUUUCCUUGUUUGGGUUCAUGUAUUGUUGGCUGAUCAGGAUGUUGAUUCAGGACAAAAGGAGGGUUAGAUAGUAAGAAUAAGAGGUGAAACAGUCUAAAUGCAAACGGAAAUGAGUGGUUUUUUUCAGUCAGUGGUGUCAGUCGGACUAUUCUUGGAUAGAAAGUGGUGCAUAAUCAGUAUUUUUGUAAGAUAUCUUCAUCUGGAUUUAUGUAUUUUCCUUGGGUGGGAAUCAGCGAUGAGGAAAUGAAACUUUGCUCAUGUUAGUAUAAAACCAGCUGGAUGUUAAAGGUCGUCACAAGCUUGUAGGAUUGAAAAGGUUCGACUAGCUUUAAAGACAAGUUUUUCAGAGGAGACGGCUGACAGCUGCUGUUGUUUGUCUCUGCGCCAUUUUUACAGUUUGCUGUCAUGUUUGAAAACUCUAACGGGGUUCGAAACACUUAAAUUCUUCCUCACACACACGGUAUUUUCUCCUGCCAAAUAAGUGUCAAAGUCAAGUGGGAAGUGUUGACUUCUGCUCCCUGACAUUCCUGUGUGAAAAUGAAAAAGCGAUGCUGAAGAGAAACUGCAUGUGAGAGUUUUGCGGGCUCGUUUCUCACAAAACUCGGCGUUGCGAGUGAUGUAGACCCCGCGUGGUUUUGAAUCCAUCGUCUAUGAGGUUUCAGAAAGUCUUUUCAGAAGUGUACGAUGGUUGCAACUGAAAGCAGAAGGACUAAUUCUGUUUUUUUAGAUUAAAGUUCAGGGUUCACACCUCAGUGAAAUACAGGAAGAUUGAUUAUUGAGACAGAUUUAAGGUAAAGCAAACUUAAAAUCCUAGGAGAUGGUGAUAACAGUCAUGAAUUUACAUGCUAUACAAAUAAAAAUGGUCAGAAAUGCACUUCAUGUUAAGGAUGAGAUUUGUCAUAUUGCAAUACUUAAAGGGAUAUUCCGGCGUAAAAUUAAUUUAGAGUCAAACACACCGUAACACAGAGUUAGACACCCCCUCGAGAGGUGAGUGUUGCCGACCGCUCUCCUCUCUAGUUAUACCAACUUUAGCAACGACCGCAGGAUAGCAAUACACAGCGGUCUGAGGAGCCAUAAACAAACCUCAACCAAAACGCCACUCUAUAGCCACAGAUAAUGCUCAGAACAGCACCUAACUUCAUCAACAGUACAUACAGGGUCCCAGCCACAGAACUAGCCACCAAACAACUUUUUAGCUUUGCCUAAUUUCUUUAGCAAAGAGACUAAACACAACUCACCUACUCUCUUCCAGCAGCCGCUUGUAUGUAGCGAGACCUCAGGCCAGUCCAUCAUCAACUAAGGUGGGGUUUCGCAGCUCAAGGAAGAACAUUUAUGAUCAUUUCUUCAUAGAAAUACAAUCAGACCGAGAUGCUAAGGCAGAAGAACAACUGCGUCUGCAGUGCAAAAUGAUGAUUAUCACUUCAAGGAAAUGAUAAAGAAAUGAUCAUAAAUGUUCUUCCUAGAGCUGCGUCACCCCGCUGUAGUCCAUAAUGGACUGGCCUGAGGUCAUUUUGCUACAAACAAGCGGCUGCUGGAAGAGAGUAGGUGAGUUGUGUUUAGUCUCUUUGCUAAAGAAAUUAGGCAAAGCUAAAAAGUUGUUUGGUGGCUAGUUCUGUGGCUGGGACCCUGUAUGUACUGUUGAUGAAGUUAGGUGCUGUUCUGAGCAUUAUCUGUGGCUAUAGAGUGGCGUUUUGGUUGAGGUUUGUUUAUGGCUCCUCAGACCGCUGUGUAUUGCUAUCAUGCGGUCGUUACUAAAGUUGGUAUAACUAGAGAAGCAAGCGGUCGGCAACAUUCAUCUCUCGAGGGGGUGUCUAACUCGGUGUUACGGUGUGUUUGACCCUUUACAAAUAAGUAAAGAUGUCCACUCAGGGCGCUAAAGCUGACACAAACAGGAAGUUUAAGAAAUACAAAGACUCAAGACUUGGAAUUGCAGUAGCAGUUUCAGUGAGAUUUGGUUAUGGCACUUCCCGUUUUAGACACGCAGUUCACUCAGUGUUAUCUCACAGUGUAUAAAUAAAUGUAGGUUAGUUUUAAUGUGAUAAAACAAGACCACAAGUCCAAAGUCGUGAGACAAUUAAGGUCCAAAGAGGUUAAAGUCAGGAGGGUCAACAUCUUAGUGUACAAAAAGAUUGCGCACCUCCAAAAAAGAACCUUUGUCUUUUUUAAAACAUCCAUUACCGCUCGGACUUUCCCAGGAAAAAUCCCCGACUCACAGGAUAUGAUGUGCUCUCUCAGUUUUCCUGAAUUUAGUCAAAGAUAGCCCCCCCCCUCCAAAAGGCACAACGAACAGGACCACCAGAAGAUAAAAUCUUAUAAGAGGAUCUUGUGAGAGGGCAGAGAGUUAAAGAUACAGCCAGAAUAAAGAUCUUCAAAUCUAAAUAUUUGUUUUUUGAGCACCUUGGUGUGAUUUGGAAACACCGGUUGCAAAUCCCUGUUAAGUUAGAAACCGUGAGUCGCCAAGUGAAACAGUGAAUCUCACAGUCCCCUGUUGAGAUUUAACAUGCGGGACUCAAACAAAUGUUCUCAUAAAACAUGAUUACCUGUUUCUUUUUCCUCGCUCACUCGCUCAGGGCCUCGGCCGCUCAUCUUGAAGGCUGAAUAACAGGAACACUUCCCACUUCCCGCUGGGUCAGAGGUCAAGGGGAAGUUGUACUUGUGUCUGAUCCCAAAUUCCACCAUGUUUAUUUUCUCAGAGUGGAAUCAGGGGUUCGCUCCUGCCAGAGGAGAUUGUGAAAGCGUAAAACAAUACUUUCCCUUCUUCCUUUUUUAUCUCUCCCGCAGACUUUUUGUUACAGAGGACAGAAACUCAGCAGCCUCUUUGGAAAGACAGGCUGGAACUAGUUCCUACACUGUUUGCAGAUUUAAAAGUUUAUCGAGGGAGUGAUUGAUAUUUCACACAUGGCAGUUGAUUUUCUCCUCUCAGAGUAGGAUGAGCUUGAUAGAGGACCCAGUUUGUUAGUUUCACUUGAAUUUUAACAUCUAAGCAAGAGUUUUGCUUUCUAUGACAGGUGAGGCAGGUAAAUAAACUCAAGAAAUGAAAGUGGAGUGGGUCAGGAGGUUUAACUUUCACUUUCAAAGGAGGACAGGACGGACCGGAGGAGUAAGAGGGAGGAAUAAACGGAAGAGUUAGGCCGUUUACGGUAAAACUUCGACUUUCCGGGGGGGAAAAAAGACGCGUCCCGGGUGGAAGCGAGAAAACUGACACAACAGCAGACUGAGUGUUUUUCAGUUCUGAUUAGACAUUAGUGUUGAGAUGUCUGUCUGUCAUGAUAGCGUGUACUGAGUCGGGGCCAGUACCAGAUAAGAACAUUAAACUAUAAUCCAUAAACGUAAGCUAACAACCGAGACCUAAUGGUGCUGUGACAGCAACGCUGUGAUUGAGUUUGAGACAGGGAAAAUACAUAUGGUAUGUUGUAUCUGAACAGGUUAGCUUACGAGCUAAAGUUACUUAGCACAGAUGAAAGUUAAAACAAAGACGUUUAGCAAACUGUUAAAGCACACAAACCAUCAUCAUUUGAGAAAUCCGACGCUAUGAAUCUCCACAAGUUGUCCUUCAGGUCGUUAUCUUUGUAAUAUUUGUGUUUAUUAUCAAAAAGCACUCUGUUCUUCGACACGUAAACAAUCAGCCGGUCAGUCGGCCAUGUUGGAUAUACCGGUGAAUCUGACGUCGCAACAACAUGAAAUCUGAUCGGUCAGAAAUGGACAUACAAUAUGCGAAACUUUAGAAAAAUCGACCAUGAUCUGAAAAAAUAAAUGGCGCAAUAACGCAGAACAGGAAAACAUCGCUGAUAUGAACACUUGUAUUGACAGGAUACGGGUUAGAAAAAAAAUAAUCCCAUGACAAAAACGGUCCCGGUGUGAAAGGACCUGUAGGCUGUCGCUCCUCACUGUUCGAUUUUUGUUUUAUCCUUGUGACAUCUCCUGAUUCAGGUGAAAAAAAUCUGAUAGAAUUAUUUUUUCACGUCCUUUAACCAGAGGACAUUUUACUUAAGAAAAUACAUCAACAUACAAACAAUAUAACUUCUUAGUCCAUCAUGAAGGAAUUAUAGACAGUAUUUGAGAUGAAAAUCAAGAAUAAAAAGAUGGAAAGUUCUGGGAAAAUAGUAAACAAAAAUAACACAAAUUCUCUUAAAACCCUCAAAUACAUUUUUUUAAAGAAUUGUAUAUCCAACAAGCUUUAUGUCUACUGUUAAGAGAUGUCACAGAGUGUAUUAUGGUCAUUUUUUCUCUGCCUCUGCUAAGCUAGGCUAACCACACUUUGACUAAGAGGGGUACUAACUCUGGCUAAGAAGGCUAAUUAUCAAAAUGAUGAACUUAUUGUUAAGAAAACUCACUUUAAUGCACAAUGCAACUCAGAAUAGUGGAUUUACAACCAAACAAACGCAGUUUUUCUUCUCAAAGGGAAAGGAAAACUGAUAUUUUUGUGUAAAUCUGUGAAACAAACCUCCCUCCCCUGCCCCUCUACCCAGUCUCUAGGGAGGGCACACUGCCCCACCAGCACUGGCCUUUAAAAACAUACCAGACCUUCUGUAAUAAUAGAGCCGAUAGAAACGCUCAGUCCCACUCUGAUAAUAGAAACUCUCUGUGGGCUGGACUCCCAGAGGCUGUUGGAGCAUGUUUGAUAUGCAGUGGAAUUGACUUCCUGACUGAUUCUGUUGUUGAAUAAGCUUUGCAGAGGGUUUUAUGUGCAUGUGCGUGUGUGUGUGUGUGUGUGUAUGUGUGUGUGUGUGUGUGUGUUUUGAAGGCCACUGCCAUGCUCUGUCCACCCUCCAUCUCCACCCUAGCAGUGUGUGCAGCCAGCAGUCCCUUAUCUAAAUGUUAUCCCUGCACCCUGCAGAAUCAACAAUGGUUGGAGCUGACUUCAAAGAGGAGCUGAGAGCACGCUUGACCUGCUGGAAUAAUGAACUCUGAGAUGUGAGGAGGGGAGGGAGGGCAUCCUGUCAUCUGAAUAAAUUCUGUUUAAUGAGGAAACUGCUACUUAUCGAAGAGCAUUAGAGGCACUUGUGAUACGUGCACCAAUUUUUAACACCACUCUUUGCAGUCAGUACGUGUCCUCUUCUUCAGGCAGCUUGUUGUGAUGUAAACCAGUCGAUGUGUCAGGCUGAAAGUUAGACGAUAAAACAGACCCAUGUAUGGACAUCGUCACCAUGAAAGACGGCCACUAUAACUACCGUAUUUUUCAGACUAUAAGGCGCACUUAAAAUCCUUCAAUUUUCUCAAAAAUUCACAGUGCGCCUUAUAAUCCAGCACGCCUUAUGUUUGAUUACUUCUUGUGCUCACUGAUCGAUUUUAUGUGGUACAAUGCGCUCAAAAAUCUGUAAAAAUGUGUAAGUAUGACUUUGGUAUUCAACAAAACCGCUCCGCUCAAUGGAUAUUCGGAGCACUACGGUAACUGUCGUCUGAGCUUUCACGAAAACUGGAAUGAUCAACGAACAGACAAGUACCGGUAACAUUUGAUGGAUUUGUGGAAGAGGAAUGAAUCAAUAAGUUGGCGUAUUUUUCUGUUGUUACAACUGAGUUAAAUAAAGUUUGAUUUACUGGAAUGUGCGCCUUACAAUCAGGUGCGCCUUAUGUGUAAACAUAGACAUGUUAAUUCAUAGUGCUCCUUAUAAUCCGGUGCGCCUUAUGGCCCGAAAAAUAUGGUGUUUGUUUGAUUGGACAGCACUGCAAAAACUGGUAUUCUAUGCGAGUCCGACUGAAAAAUUCUCAAGAUGCAACACGAUAGUAUAAAGAAAGUUGUGAUUUUUGUUUUAAAGAUUCAAAACACUCUGGACAAAAUCAGCAAAGAGAACAGACACUCUGCAUUGUCCACUGGGGGCGCCAAAACCAAUGAAACAAAACCAUGCUAAAAUUCCUUACUGUAGCUUUAAAAUGUGAUUAUAGAUCAGUGUUGUCUUCCGAAAUGUUUGAAAUUCUCUCAAGUGACAUGAAAAAGGCAUACAGCCGAGAAAAUAAUAAUAAUUACAAUAACAAUAAUAAUAAUAACUUUAUUUAUAUAGCACUUUUAAAAACAGAAGUUUACAAAGUGCUUUGACAAACAGUCAAAUAAAAACAAACGCUCAGUUAAAACAAAGUCUCCUAAUUGAAGGCCAAUUUCAUUUUUUAUAAGGAACCCAGACAAAACAAGAGCUCUACAACAUAAAAUGAGACCAUGAGGACCAAAAUAAAAACAUAAAAUAGGUAAGAAAAAGAAAUGAAUUAAAAAAGGGGGAUUGAAAGCAGGAAACAGGAUAGUAGAUGUAAAAAGACAAUAUUAAUAAUGAUAAUUAAAUCAUAACAAAAUAAUAAUUAUGGUAAUAGUAAUGAACGAAAUAAGGGAAAUGUGGGGUCCAUUUGUUUACAUGUGACACUACUAUUAAGAGCUGAAAGAAUAUUUAUGUUUAAGCAAGACAACCCAAAGUUAUAUUACGGUUAUUCUUCCCCGUCCUUUAAGACUCUAUUUACCCUAAAACAGAGUUCCUUCAUGUACUCAGAGCUCUUGGCUGUGAAUGUUUACAUGACCUCAGAUUUAAAGCCGCCCUGUAUACUUGAAGACAACCACCUGACAUUAUGUUGGAAUUACCUUCUUUAAAUGACCUGUUUGGGGUGUUUUCGUGUGGUUUUAGUCCGUCCUGCCUGUCAAAGCACAGUUACACUCUCUGGAGGAAGGAAGCAAUUUGUUAGCGGAGAGCCUCUCUCGUGGCAUUUGCUAGUUAACAUCCAGCACUCUUUGCGAAAACAAAACUCCAUCCAGUCCUCGCUAUGUAAACUGCUCGCUUUUCAAAACAGGAAAACAGUCCAAAACGUUUCAGUGUGGAGGGUCCAUGGCAUCAGCUCUUCAGGACCGGACUAUUGUCCCUGUUCAGAUUUAAGAGACAGCUUUAUGUGCGUCUCCUGCUCUGAACUCUGACUCUUUUGUUUGCGCUUGUGCAGAAACUGUAAAACCAAUAUUUCUGUCUGUGCCACACACAGAAACAGCUUUGAAUGACAGAUUUACACAUGCAUGUUUUUUUGCACUGUCCUCAAAAGUCAAGUAAGGUAACAUGUCUUAUAUGAGAGUGUGCUCCAGUGUAAUCCUCAGCUCCCAGGCCCUUCACGGCGUAAACACAACCUCAGUGUCAAAAGUCACGGCUCUCCUGUCCUGUCUUCUCCUGUCCUGCGUUUCUAUGGUAGCAAAUCCAUGCAGAGUGACCCGUGGAGGUGAAGUUGUUGCCUUUGAGCUCCACUGAUGACAUGUUCAUGGACUUGGCAGAGUCAGACCUUCAAACCCAAAGCCAAAAGUUUAGUCCGUCAGUGUGUUUUUAGCUGUUUCCUGCUCCUCUUUGUGUUUUGGUUCGCUUGUCAUCACUCAGUUGAAGGAUUCUCGUCGCUCUCAUGGAUCGAUCUCCAGCUGUUAGCAGUUUUACAAAGAGGCUCCCAAAGACUUCAAGAUGACUAGUUCAGUGCACCAAUCAGAGACGCCCUCCUUUAGGUAGCAAACACUCUUUAGUAUCACCUUAUUUAAGAGUGCUACUCUUAAUUUCUUUCCAUUAACUGCAGUAUGUGUUUGUGGUACUGGUACAGGUCAGCUGUCAGAGUAGCUUUUCAAAUGACGAAGGAGACUUUUGGAUUCUUUUUGUCAUUUGAUUAACUGACAACAAGGUUUGUGGGCGUAUAAAACCUAGUUACUAAUGUCAGUUGUAAAAUAAACUACAUACGACUGAGACGAAGAGAAAAAAAGGAAAGCAGAGGGGCAACAUCAUCUCAAAAUUUAUUCUUUCUUCACUUAAAUUAAACAAGGAAACAAAAUGACAAAAAUGUACACUUUUCCAAGCAGGACCACAAUGCUUUUUACUGUUUGGUAACACUUUAUUUGAUGCCUAUCUCUAAAAUGCAAUAUAAAUAUUCUCAACUCAACUCAACUUUAUUUGUAAAGCACAUUAAAACAACCACAGCUGAUCAAAGUGCUGUACAUAAAUAGAGAAAACAACGAAAACAUAAAAAACAAUUAAAAAACAAUUAAAAUAAAAGCAGAUAUUAAAAAGUAAAAUAUAGUUUCAAUGUUUUUAAAAAAUAAUUUAAAAACAAUAGAAACAAAUAACUAAAAACAAACCAUAAAACACUAAAACAGGAGCGGAGUCUCGAGCAGGGUUGAAAGCCGAUAAAUAAAAACGGGUUUUAAGACGAGUUCUGUUGCCUUCAUGUCAUCUUUUCCUCUGUCUUUUAUGUCUUUCUAUGCCAUUAAAUGCAAAUCAAUCAAACACACACAGUCCUGUUGGGUUUAUGUACAGUUCUGAAUGAGCAGCAGGUUUGAACUUUGAGUGUCAAGUUUGAGAAAAGUCUUUUUCCUUCCUCCUCCAGCUGCUCUGCCCUCGGCCAUCCUGACACUCAUGUUCACCCCGUACCAAAGAGGGAUCUACUGCGAUGAUCAGAGCAUCAACUACCCCUACAAGAGAGCCACCAUCUCUCACGGAGGCAUGGCUGCCGUCACCAUCUCCUGCACCAUCGUCAUUGUGAGUCCUCACACCUGAGCGCCUUCUCGCACCUUUAACCCACUUCAAAACCCGUCAUAAUGUCUCCUCUGUCUGCUCCUCAGAUCACCACAGGCGAGGCCUACCUCGUGCACACGAAGCGUCUGCACUCCAACUCCCAGUUCAACCAGUACCUGUCCGCUCUUUAUAAGAUAAUUGGCACCUUCCUGUUUGGAGGAGCCGUCAGCCAAUCACUGACAGACCUGGCGAAGUUCACUAUCGGUCGUCCCCGUCCAGAUUUCUUAUCUGUGUGCGCUCCAGUCAGCUGUCAUGGAUACAUGCUGCACAUCAACUGUACUGGCAACCCUCGUAAUGUGACUGAAUCCAGGUGAGAUUUCUCAACAUUCAGCUUCACUGUCUUUGAAAAUAUUCAUAAUAGAUGGAGGUCAAGCGAGUAUUAGACAACCACGUAAAUCAGUGAGGGAGUUUUCCGAUUAAAUUCUUCAUUUUUGUGUUUCUUUCCUUCAGGUUGUCCUUCUACUCGGGCCAUUCGUCCUUCGGGAUGUACUGCAUGCUCUUUCUGUCGGUGAGUGUGUGUGAGUGUGUGAGUGUGUGUGGUUUAGUCCUCAUUGUUGCGUGAGACAGUCUGAGGCUUGUAAAAAGUUGUGUUUACCAAAAACACCUACAAGUGACUGAAAACAGGCGGAGGCGCUCGACACGGGGCGAACAGCUGAUGUUUGAAAACAUCAUUGUUGUAAUGCGACACAGUGAACAAUGGUAGGAACAUGAGUGAUCCAAAAACAUAAAACCUGGAGUUUUAUACUCUGACCCCUAUGUGGAGUAAAGUGGACUGAGUCUUUGUUUGUUAUAGAGGGAGUAAGAUAGACCAUUUCCUCGUUAGUUUUGGUUUGUAUGAUUUUAAUUUGAAAAAUCCUACUGAGCAACAGACGCUUUUAGACAUCUAGUUUUUUGUUUUUUUUUUGUAGACCAAAUUUCAACCGUCUGGAUUCUGUUUAUUUUUAGAGUAAAAGGAAGAUGUUGCCUCGUAACCCAUUAUUCGAUAACUAUUUUAUGAGUUGCAUAACUGAUCUCCAAGUACUUAACCUAAAUAUGAUAGCCGUUUAGCAAUAUACAGUGUAGUAUAGAUAUAGCCCAGAUUUAGAUUGGUAACACUUUACAAUAACCAUAACUUAUAAAUGGUAAAAAGACCAUUUAUAAAUGGUGAACGGAUAGUUUAUUAAUGUUUGAUCAUCAUUCAUAAAUAUAGACCAUAUAAACCAUUAAUAAAUUAUAAAUUUUACAAUUUUAAAAACCUAACUUUACUAUAACCAAGUAUUGUUUAUAGGUGGUUUAUAAACCCCUUAUUAAUCAUUUACAAAGUAUUACAAACAUCAGUUGCAACUUUACAAUAACCAACUAAGUAAUGUUUAUAGAUGGUUUAAAAACCAAAUAUUAACCAUUUACAAAGUGCUACUGACACACAUUUUAAUCUCGAUGUUUUACAACCAAUAUUUAAACCCUAUAUAAACCUUUAAUAAAUAGUCUAUUAAUGAUCCAUGAAAAUUAUUAAUCAUAAUUUCAUUUCUUGUUAAUGGUAAAGUAACUAUUAACUUACAUCAAUAACUAUUUGCCAUUAUAAUUGGUCUAUAUGCUGUUUUUGAAUGAUGAUUAAACAUUAAUAAACUAUCUAUUUACCAUUUAUAAAUUAUGGUUAUUUUAAAGUGUUACCUUUAGAUUUAGUGUAAACUUGGUCUAAAUUUAGACGUCUAAAAAAUCUUCCUUUUUAGACCUGUGGUAGCCUGAUUUAAACAUCUAUUAGACCUCUUUUAGACCAAAAAAUUGCUCAGUGGGAUGCAGCUCUUGCGUCUUUUCGAUGGCUAAGAACCUCUCUGUUUUUUCAACAGCUCACAUCUUUUCACUUUAAUUACAUCUAAACACCUUUCAGUAGAGCAAACUCAGACACCAGGUGAUUUUAAACUGCGGCGUGUUGUUGUGUGCACAGCUCUACGUCCAGGCGAGGAUGCAGGGGAAAUGGACACGUCUGGUCCGACCGACUAUCCAGUUCUUCUUGGUGGCGUUCGCCGUCUACGUGGGGUACACCCGAGUGUCCGACUACAAACAUCACUGGAGCGACGUCCUGGUGGGGCUGCUGCAGGGCGCCCUCAUCGCUGUGCUCACCGUGAGUAUAACAUCAUGCGUCUGUGCCAUCUCAGCAGGAGAGAAAGCCUCUCUUAAACUCAAAACUGUAUUCUGACACCACUAUGUCCAAACUCCAAACUCUUAAGUUGAUCUUUAGUCAUAUUCUUCUGUUCUUCCAGUAAGAUGUUAAUAAUCCAAAGGGAAUGCUUUACCCCGUGACUCUGCGUGACCCUGUAAUGGGAUUCAUCCCUAAAAAACCCUCACUCUUUGCUGAGUCAGCUGAAAUUACUGACCCACAUUACCACAAAUGAUUUCAUCAUGUCCAAAGUGUUCUGGUUUAGCAGCAGGAAGUCGUGUCAAAACGCAGAAAAAAGAGGUUACAAGCAGUGGGAGGCUGGAAUUAGCGAGCAUCGUGAUACAUUAGUUACCGCAAUGACUGUUAGACGUCAUCAGAACAUUUACCGACCUGAUGGUUACAAAAAAAAGUCAGUGAAUGUUUCCAGGCUGGUGAAUUAACGUCUUUGUUUUCAUCAUUUACACUCUGUCACUAUGUCUCUGUUUAUACCAAGUCAAAUAUUCACCAAUGAUGAUAGUGUAAUUAUACUUACAAAGUUGAUUCAAGGUAGCAGCAGGUAUGUACAGCUGAUAAGGUGACCCAUUUAUCACACGCCUGUGUGCCAACAACAAGCUCCGACACAUCAGCUGUGUGGAAAUAUUUUGGAAACAGACAGCAGACACGGGACUUAAUAUCUGGAAUUAAAGGUUUGAAGGUUUGUCUGGUUUAAUGUCUGUUUCUGAUGAUCAAUCUAAGAGCAACAGGUGAGGAGAGACUUAGUGUUUGGAUAUAUAUAGAUGCUGAUAUUAGUAUCACCCAAUACUAGUUUAAAAAUAUAUCAGCGUAUCAGAUAAUAUAUUAGCAAAUAUCUGAUUGUGCGUCCCUACGGACUGAGAUGGCUUUUGUACCUCUGAUGCGAUACCGAUAUUGUAGCCUUCAAUAUUGGCCGAUACUGAUAUUGAUCUGAUAUUAGUACAAACUUGUGCAUGACAAGUUUUACACUCAGCUGCAACAUCUUUUUCGGACUUUAAUGAAAGUUACUGCAACAGGGCCGAUAUCACUCCUACUCCUUGGUACUUUGUUAGUACUUUAGUACACACUGUUGUUGUGAUUACAUGGUCGCUACAUGCUGAAUCUGGGCGCUGCUAGAUAGAGGUGCUGGAGUGGAGUCUGGAAUGGACUGCUUGUAUCGGAGCUAAUAUUGGAGCAGGCCGAUAUAAUCCGAUAUUUGAUUUUUUUGUUGAUAUCGGGUCAAUAUCUGAUAUCAAUAUUGUAUCAGGACACCCCUAAUUCAUAUUUAUGGUUUAUCCUGAGGUUGAAACGUCUUUGGAGAGGAUGUUGCUUCGUUCAGCGACUGUUUUUCAUGUCACUUUACUUCCUGCUUUGUUAAACUAUGCUUUUAUUUUGAAGUCAGUUAUCAAACUGAAUGUUGCUUUACUUAUUGGUUAUCCUGCAUUCAGUUACUUUUGUCUGGUUGCUAUUGGUUUCACAUGGUCACUGUGUUUGAAAGCUGGUAAGUUAUAUAAGGGGUGGUCCUACCUGCACUGGGGUGGAGAGGUGAGCCUAGGUAGCCAUAAUUUUUGUUGACCGCGCUUUAUGUUCUUUUGUUUGCUAUGAUACUCGUCGCAUAGUGUACACACAUUACAUCAGAAAACUUCUGCCUCAAGCGACUUUUUUAAAGCUACUUAGAAAGUUGCAAUAACAGCAGUUAAAACAAUGAUCACUUACUCAAAGAGGCACAAGCUCUAUUGUUUUUUUUUCGGAUCAGUCUCAAAAGUGCCGGGUCAUCUCUUAGAAGGUUGCUUCAGCUAGUUUGCUAGCAGUCUGCUUCUUCUUCUUCUUCUUCUUAGUCUGUUCUUAGUUUUUUGACGCAUGGCAACCAGGGUUAAGGAUAUCCUGAGUAACAGAAACAGCUCUGAACGAUAUUGAUCAUUUAGGUUUUGAUAUAAUCUGAUAUCUGAAAAUAUCUGCAUCGGUUCAUGUAAAAAUAAGCUACAAAAAAGAGCUCAUUGGUGUUUCAUUGUAUGACAUUAUCUCUUUAUUUCUGUCUUUUAAGGUCCGAUAUGUGUCCGACUUCUUCAAGCACCGCCCCACUAACUGCACUCGACCCGACGAGGCAGAGGUCGAGCACCUGGAGCGCAAACCGAGCCCGCAGCCGCCGGACUCGCAGCACGGAAACCACUACAACUACUCUGGACCUGUAUGAGCUCUUCAACAGCAGCAGCCACUCUUACUAACCUGGGCCUACACUCUCUAACAGCAGCAUUUUAACAUACAACUGUGACUUGUACAGAAAACCAAACAACUCCAUACAGAAACCACUACAUGGAGAUCCAGACCAGACCUGCUCCCAACUAUGUCUACUGCUAUAAAAACUCUCUGAGUCCUGAAACCUGUUGGAACAGAAGCUCCACCGUCGCUGUGUGUCUUUUAGUCGGGGUGUGUGAAACCGAAAUAUGUGUGACUGAUUUGCAGUGCGUUGUGUGUGAUUAUAGAUAUUUUUAUUUGCGGUGAGAGUUUCAGAUUUUAUGCUGUGAUUCAAACUAAAAAAAGGGGAGGUGAAAGGCUGCUAAAGGAUCUAUAAAUUUCAAAAAACACCAACCAAAGGUUUGUCUGUGUGCUUGGCUGGAGUGACGAAACUUUGGAGGCUGAAUGUUUUCGACUUUGUUGCUUUUUCCAGUCAGACUUGAGUUUUACAGUCGACACUGGAGCUACGAUAUAAAACUGCCGAUGUAUGUCUCUCUGCACAUCUCUGUCUUUCACUGUCCAUAGAGGAUGUGCAUGUGUUUUGACCUUAUCGAUAUCUUUGUAUAGUACUAACAUUUUUAUUGUUUUUAACUACUGUAUCUAAUAAACUGUGUAGCUUUUAAAAAAAUGUACCACUAAGGUUACAGUGCAAACUGAGCUGGCGACACGUGCUUAUGUUUUUAGUCUGUUUUAUUGUUUUAUUUUACCCACAUGUAUCAGUAAUGGUUAAAAAAAAAAGGCCACAGCAGAGGCGUAUUUAUUCCAUUAUUAUUUUUUUGUAUCUGUUGCUUGUGUAAUCUAAUUUUUAGUUCACGUCUGACCCAAACCGAAUCACUGCCAUGGACCUCUCACUUCCUGAGUGUAACACUUCUGCAACUGUGCGUAAUGUAAUCCUGUCUACCCUUGUAGUAUUCUCCAUAAAAUUGAGCCAGCA
Xyrichtys novacula (pearly razorfish) is the source of this 20184-nucleotide messenger RNA. Lineage: Eukaryota; Metazoa; Chordata; Actinopteri; Labriformes; Labridae. The record is from the annotation of a GenBank genome assembly.